CUCCCGUGGCUCCUCUUUAUUUCGCCAUUGAUGCGCAAAUUUUACUGCUUUCUUCUUCUUCACUAUGAAAGAAACUAAGAUAAUCACGAACAAGUUUGUAAAAUCGGAGUUUCUCAAUGGAGCUCCGAGGAUUGUUCGGAUCAGUGUCACCGAUCACUACGCGACUGACACCUCAAGCGGCGAUGACGAAGAUGAACGCUUCCAACCCAGAAGAACGAGGAGGCUCGUUAACGAAAUCAGAAUUGAGAAAUGCUCCAAUUUCUCAGCGAACAGCGAGGCUCAUGGAGGAGGUACGAAUACCUCUUCUUCCAAGCAGAGGUACAGGAACAACUCCGGUAAGGCCCUACCUGAAAAGUCCAACCAGGUCGAGCGGAAGGUCAAGAAGUACCGCGGUGUUCGACUGCGUCCCUGGGGCAGGUGGUCGGCGGAGAUCAGAGAUCCGACGAGUAGGCAAAGGCUGUGGCUGGGCACUUUCGACACGGCGGAAGAGGCUGCCAUGUCGUACGACAGGGCAGCUAUCCGUAUUAAAGGUCCGAAUGCCACCACAAAUAUUCUCCAACCACCGCUUGAAACUGCCGAACCCGUCGAGGAAUCCGAAUCAACCUCAAUGAACAACACUGUCUUGAUUAAAGAGCCUCGUGCCUCUUCCCCAACCUCUGUCCUGAGGUUUCAGCCUCUAGAAGAACCCAAAACAGAGCCCAGAGAAGCAGAAGCAGAGUCAUAUUUUCGAGACAGUAAUUUAUUGUUCUUAGAUUCUCCAUUUUCUACCCGAUAUUCAGAGUGUGAAGCCCCUCUCCCAAUGUUCUUCGACCAGUUCACAUCAAAUGAUAACUUAAAUUUCAGAGACAGUCCAUUCCAUCUUGAUCAAGAUUUUGAAUCCUGUAAAUGGGACGUAGACAGCUACUUUCAAGAGCAAGACAGUGCUGAGAACUGGGUCUGAGACGGACAACUAAAUCAUCAUCCGAAGGCGAAGUUAACAGGGGAGGAUUGAACAGCGAUGAACUAGACUGAAGUUCGAUGUUUUUCUGCAGUGUGUAAAGAAAAUGAGCAUGGUGCGAUGAGUUUUUUUUUUUUAAAUUUGGAAAUUAAUUUUUGUUCUGUAAGAAAAAGUUUUGGUGUUAAUGUAUUUUGAUUUGGAAGGUACGGUUUUGUAAUUGGGGGCUUUUUGUUAAGUAAAGUGAUUAGCAAUUUUGAUGUUAAUGCAAUGAAUGGAGAUCGGAAAAAG
Messenger RNA from Neltuma alba, 1225 nucleotides. Its product is annotated as ethylene-responsive transcription factor ERF069. NCBI's taxonomy places the organism in Eukaryota, Viridiplantae, Streptophyta, Magnoliopsida, Fabales, Fabaceae. Gene Ontology annotation, molecular function: DNA-binding transcription factor activity; DNA binding. Gene Ontology annotation, biological process: regulation of DNA-templated transcription. The transcript has a single exon. The coding region runs from base 65 to 940 and encodes 291 amino acids. The record is from RefSeq and is a predicted model, not a curated record.